CUCAUGCAGUCACAAGAAGCACAGAUCUCUUUAUUUGUUUAUUACACUGGCUGACAGCACUUUGUGGGGAUUUUAUAUUUUUCGUAUGACGCUGAAUAUUCUUUUUGGUUGUGAAUAAGAAACAUUGCUGCGAUGGCUGACACAAACACUGAAGCACCGGCCCCCAGCGGGUCAAAGCUUGACCAGGUGCAGGGUCAGGUGAACGAGGUCAAAGUCAUCCUGAAAGACAACAUCAAUAAAGUGCUGGAGAGGGGCGACCGAUUAGACGAUCUGAUUGGCAAGACUGAUGACCUGCAGGCAUCUGCUGACUCCUUCCAAAAAACAUCCACACGGGUGGCCAGGAAAUACUGGUGGAAAAACGUUAAAUUAAUGAUAAUAAUUGGUGUGAUCGUGGUGAUCAUCAUCAUCCUCAUCAUCCUCGCAGCUACAAAAGUUAUAUAGAUCUUAUCUGAACUCCCUCAUCUGCUCAGGACUGAAAACUACGAAGAUGGUGGCCUUUAAUUGCACUCAUGGGUGAUCAAUUCAGCUCACAUGAAAAGAUGUUUUUAUAUAUUUUAAAGGACCAGUAUGUAGGAUUUAGUGGCAUCUAGUGGUGAAGUUGCAGAUUGCAGCCAACUGAAUACAUCUCACCUUCCUUUCUAAGUGAGUAGGAGAAACGGUGGCUGCAAAACUCACAGAAAAAUGCAAUAGACCCUCUACUAUAAAGAGCUUAUUCUAAGGUAAUCAAAAAACAAUUCUUAUUUUCAGGUGAUUAUACACUAAUUACAACAUACUUAUAAAUAUUAUAUUCCAUUUCUGCCAAGUCUGUCCUGCUAGAUGCCAUUAAAUUCUACACACUGAACCUUUGAGAUCAAAAUAUGUAUGUAAAUUCAGCAGGUACAUGAUGUUGUAGCUCCUGAAAUCUUCUUAGAUUAGUCUGUGAUGUCCUUUUAUGUUGUGAUGAAACCAAAAAAUAACUUAAAAAUAACGUAAAGUUGACUGAAAUACUUCCUAAACACUCCAGCAGUCAUUAACAAGUGAUGUAAUACCACUAAAUUCACAUUUCACAAAGGAUCACAAAUCCACAUGAGUGUUUAUUAUUUUUAUUUUGUCACAUUUCUUUCAUGUUCAAUACACUGUAUAUAUAUAUUCUGUUUAUGACUGUCAAACUCUGUAAUAUCAUAUGUAUUAAAUGACAAUGAUUAAGAGGAUAAAUUGAAACAACACAUCGCGUAUCUUUGCU
Molecule: messenger RNA, 1222 nt
Organism: Scomber japonicus (chub mackerel)
Lineage: Eukaryota; Metazoa; Chordata; Actinopteri; Scombriformes; Scombridae
Exons: 3
Coding region: 133-441 (102 amino acids)
Biological process (GO): vesicle fusion; vesicle-mediated transport; SNARE complex assembly
Cellular component (GO): plasma membrane; SNARE complex
Molecular function (GO): syntaxin binding; SNAP receptor activity
Source: RefSeq, a predicted model, not a curated record